This is a messenger RNA of Vespa velutina, 4419 nucleotides long. Its product is annotated as methylenetetrahydrofolate reductase. Gene Ontology annotation, molecular function: methylenetetrahydrofolate reductase [NAD(P)H] activity; FAD binding. The coding region runs from base 484 to 1464 and encodes 326 amino acids. The transcript has 5 exons. Lineage: Eukaryota; Metazoa; Arthropoda; Insecta; Hymenoptera; Vespidae. Gene Ontology annotation, cellular component: cytosol. Gene Ontology annotation, biological process: tetrahydrofolate interconversion. The record is from RefSeq and is a predicted model, not a curated record.
UUAUCUCCUUUUUUUAUAUACAUAUAUAUGCUUCAAUGUAUUUAUACAUGCGCGUAGAUAAGUUUUCAUUCGAAGAAAAUUCAUAAAUAUAUUAAAUAGAAUUUAAUAUGAAAGAAUGUUUGUUGAAUCUUGUUUGUUUCGCUUUAAUACACUGCUAGAAUAAAUACACUGCAAAUAAAGCUAAAUUCUCUUUCUCUCUAAUAUGAAAUCGAAAUGAAUCUAUUAUGAAAAUGAAAAUAAUUCUGUUCUAUUCAAGAUAUAUUCUUGCUGAAAAGUAUUACGACUAAUCGAAGAUAGUUGAUAUUAUUACUUGUUAUAAGCUAUAAAUUUUUGUUCGUCCAUUUUUUAAUAUACUCCAUAAUAUGUAUUGCAUAAUUAGAUAAGAUAAUAUGCUCCAUAUAAUCUAAGAUAAAGGAGAACUUCUCUUUGAAUGUGAUCAAGUAGGAAUUAAUAACUCAGAUAAUAUCAUAAUAAUCAUAAAUAAUGAGAAGUUUUAUUGCGGGAAUAAAAGUUUUAACAUUUGAAGGAAACGUAAAUACCGGUAAUAACUCUAAUGUAACAACAAAUAAUUGUCAAUUAAACAGAUUACGUACGAAUGAGUUGGUCUAUCUGCAGCAAGUUAUUAAUGAAAAAAUUAAUAAAAAAGAAAUAUUCUAUAGCUUCGAACUUUUUCCAAUGAAAGAACCCAGUGAUAUUUAUAAGAGAUUCUUUGCAGAGAUGGACAAACAUUCUCCUGCAUUUUAUGCUUUAACUUGGCAUACUAAGAAUGUUAUAAAUUCUUAUUUAUCCUUGGAUAUAGUUGAACAAUUUCCUUCUCCAACGUUAUUACAUGUAGCAGGUAAAGGUUUAAAACGAUGUAAUGUAGAAAUGAUAUUAAAAAGGGCAUACGACCUUGGAAUAAGAAAUAUCUUUGCUCUUCAAGGAGUUUCAGAUUCAGUACUCGAAGACGGUGAUUUUCCAUAUGCCAUUGAUUUAGUCAAAUUUAUUAGAUCAUAUUUUGGUCAAGAAUUUAGCAUUUGUGUCGCGGGUUAUCCCGAUAUGCAUCCAUCAUCGCCAAACAAAGAUUUCGAUCUCUUUCAUCUAAAAGCAAAAGUUGACGCGGGUGCAGAUUUUAUUAUAACACAAAUAUUUUUUGAGUCUGAUACAUUUAUAAAUUUUGUUAAUGAUUGUAGAAAUAUCGGAAUAACAAUUCCAAUUAUUCCUGGUAUUUUCCCUAUACCGGAGUAUAAAUCUUUACAAAGAAUGACUGAUGUUUGUCGCUUAAAUAUACCAAAUAAAAUAUUCGAUCGUUUAGAGGCAAUAAAGAAUGACGACGAAGCAGUAAAGAAUUUUGGAAUUGAAUUCGCAAUCAAUUUAAUUAAGGAUAUCAUUGAACGCCGGGCUUCGUAUGGUUUUCAUUUAUUUACAUUAAAUAAGAUAACAAUGAUUCAAAAUAUAUGUAAUCGAUUGAAUCUGAUUUACUAAUUACAUAAUAAAAAAGAAUGCACAAUAACCAAAGUUAAAUCUAAUUUGCGUUUGUUUCUUGUUUUAAAUGGAUGCACCACAUCUCUUUCUAUCUUUACAAAGUAUGUUUCUUUGAUAUUAUAUAUUGAUUCAUGAAAUAUUAAGAUAUUUUUAUUUUUUUAAAUAUAUUAAGAAACAAGUCGAUCGUCCACCAUCAUCGUGAGUUAUUAAUCGUGGCUUCAUAUAAAAAACAAAAAAAAAUCAAUGUUUCAGCUGACAAGCGAGAAUUAUAUUGUAUGCAUGAUUUUUCUUGAAAAAAAAAAAAAAAAAAAAAAGUGUACACACACACACACACAUCGCGCGCGCACACAUGCACACGAAACUGAAUCAGUCGGAAUCUUGUAUUCUUUCGUUUGUCAUUCGAUUGCCUAAAGAAAUAUAAAUAAAUUACUUGACAUUUUUGUUUAAAUGUUAAAUAACAAUAUUUUUAAAUCUAAUAAAAUUUAUAUAUACGUAUGUAUAAUAGAAACUUCCAUUAAGGAUUUCUUCACUUAAAAAAAACCAGCCGUAUUCUUGAAGUAUUUGGCAUUGACUUCAUUUACAUUUUUUCGCUUUAUUUACACCUUGUGAAUUAACAAUUUUCAAACACUAAGAUAAAUGAUAUAAUAUAAUAUAAAUGAUUACAAUAAAUAUAUUGAAAAUAUCUUACCUGUAAUGGUAUAAAAACGCUAAGCUUGAAACCGUUCCUGAAGCUUGUUUCUUAAUAAUUGCAACUCCAUUCUAUUGCUGCUGUUUUUGUAAAUUUUCUUGUAACAUUUUUGAAAUUCAGAUUUUUGUUUUUUCAUGAAUUUAUGGUAAUCCAAUACAUCCCCUAUUCCUGCCUCUCCAAUGUUGCUGCUCUUGAAUAUCCAAGGUCUUCUUGACAAGCGUGUAUACGCAAGCUCUGUAUACGCAAAAUUCACCCGACUUUUGGGUUUUCUAAAUUCUCUAAUCGUAUAACGUUUCUUCAUUUUUCACUACUACAUUUCUUUCUACUUCGGUCGAUCGUUUAUAAUAUAGAUUUUAGAAAUUUUACAGAAUGCGAUUUUGCUGCAAUCAAGUCUAGCUGCUUUUCUUCGUAAAUCCUGAAAUAAUUUCAUUGUAAAUAUAUAUUACACAAGUACUUGAUUGUUUUCUAUAAACUCACUAUCGUCUUACUUGAACGAUUUCAGAAUAAUAUAUAAAUCCCGUUAGAUAGACUCGCUAUUUGUGAAAAACUAGAAAGCGUUAUUCUCUGAGAUCCUAAGACUAGUACGUUGCAAGCUGGAUUUUUGUCAUUUUGGAUAAUUUUGUCAAAUCUCUGGCAACAUUUAAUAUGUAAUAUGGAUAUUUAUACAUUUUCAAAAGUUAAUGUUUAAAAUUGAAAUAAAUAUUUCCAAAAUUAUUGCAACCGUAGAUGGUCCAACUAUUAAAGAAAUAAUUGAUGCUACAAAAUCAUAUUUAAUAUCUUUUGAAUUCCUUUUUGAAAAAAUAUAUAUUGUACUACAGUAGAUAAGUUCGGAUAUUAUAUAUGUAUGUACGUUUAUUUUUGGUCCUACAUUUUGAAACUAUCAUUCUUCAACUGUCAUCACUGAAUUGUAUACGUUUCUUUGGAAGCUUGACAUAUGCCAUUGGUUGCAUCAUAAAUAUAGCAUGCACAUUUUACUUGCAACUAUCAAAAAGAUUAUUUUCUAGAAAUUUUUCACGGCAACUUGCCAUUUCAUAAAUACAGCUCCAGAUAUUCUUCAAAGUCAUAUGAUCACUUAUAAAGAAAAACAUAUCAUCACUUUUCGCUUAUUGACGGAGCCGAAUGCCGUAGAAAAAUGUUGUUAGACAUAUACAUACGAAAAUAAGACAAUUCGAAUAUAACGUCCAGCACGUUAUAUUCGAUAUAUAAUAAAUAUAAAUUAAGUUGAACACUGAAAAACAAGAUAUCUAAUAUACAUAUAUAUGUGUAUAUUACAUAUCCUUAUAACAAAAUUGUCUGGAAUUAUCGUAGAAAAUUCGAAAGAAGAUACAAAUACAAGUAUCAUGGUUGACUGUAAGCGAGAGUUUCUCUCCAACUUGAAGCAAAAUUGUACCUGCUUUUGUUUAAAUCAAACACGACUCUUACCAAUUUUAUACUUUCUAUUUCAACACUUUUUAGGGACAUGAAAGACAAUAAGGGUCAUAAUAAUUAACACAAAAUAUUGAGUAGAUAAAUAUAUUACACUUUCACUUACAGUACAUUUGUGAAAAAUACAUCAGACUUACGCGGCUAUAUCGCAUGACAUAUAUGUACAUACACACACACACACACACACACACAUAUAUAUAUAUAUAUAUAUAUACACAUAUAUAUAUAUAUAUACACACACGCACACGCACACAUACAAAGACGCAAUUCAACAAAAUUGUUCAGUACUGUCCAUACAAUGGGAUGAUGAUACGAGAUAAUCAACGAAAAUGAUUAUUCUAUGCGAUAUAUUCCACGUAAUUUUAGCGACCUUUACAAAAUAACAAAUAUUUGAAUAUAUACGUUUUAAUAAGUUUUUCAUACAUUCAUAUGUUGUAUAUUAUAUGGUUUAUCAUGCCAUACCAUAUACAUAUAUGAUAAGUCUUUUCAUAGUUAUCUUAUGUUUCAACAUGCUGUAAGAUGAUGAAAAGAGACAUAAGAAUUCGUCUUGCAUAAAACAAAGCCCUUUAAGACUAAUGUACCUUUACUUUUUUUUAAAUUACAAACUCAAAUUCUAUUGCUAAAGCAUAAUGCUAAUAUAGCACGUAUAUUUAUUCUCAACAUCUUACGCAACCAGUUUUCUACCUUCGAAUAAUAAUAUUUAGAAAAUGUGGAUUUACGAGAAAUAAGUCGUAUAUUGUGAAUACUGGUUUAAGUGUAAUUUGAUAAUUUCAUACAAUGAAUAUUAUAUAAAUGUUAAAAAAAAAAAAAAAAAAAGAAAAAGAAAAGAUUUUCAAGUAUAA